Molecule: messenger RNA, 1383 nt
Organism: Penicillium olsonii
Lineage: Eukaryota; Fungi; Ascomycota; Eurotiomycetes; Eurotiales; Aspergillaceae
Source: the annotation of a GenBank genome assembly
AUGAUCAUCAGUCUUUUUGCUCCGGAAUUCAUCCUGGGACAAGCUUGGAGUAAUCGACGUUCAGCAAUUCUCCUUGAGGAUCAGUUUGAAAAAUACCAGAGAGAAGAUAAUGUGCCUUGGAGCCGCUCGCAUAUUCAUUAUGCGAAUAUGGGUGGAUUCACUAUUCAGUUCAUUGGCUCAAUGAAUAAACAGAAUAUGGAGCCCUAUAAUCCCAAUACUACUCCUGGUCAUCUCCCAAGACGACACUCUGCAUGGUUUGAUUCGGAUACGCUACAAAUCGACAGCUGGACAGUCGACAAUCCUCCAUCAGGCUAUCGGCCAUUACCCGAAAGAGCGCGAAAUUCUCUAGACAGCGUAUUUCGUGACAACUUCCACAUGCCAAUGAUCAGAAAGUCAAAACUGCAAGCACUUGAAUGGACACCCGACUAUCUCAAUGCCAGAAAUGCCAAGAGAGCGAUCAGUAUAGUCUCCCCGGACCAUUUUACUAAUGAAAAGGAGCGGCAAUGGUUCCUUACUGGCCCUGGCGCUGGAUCCUGGCUAUGCAAUAUUAUUUAUCUUUGUGGAGACAUCUGGGUGCUAGAUGCCAAUCAGCUCCUUCUCGCGCGCAAACUUGGCAUCAUCGAAAGACUGCCCUCACUUUCUAAUGAAUCACUGAAUGAUCGGAACAAAAACAGCUUGAUCAUUACCAUUCUCGCAUUGGGUCAAAUUCUAUGGCUCUUGAUCCAAAUUAUCAUACGUUUUACUCAAGAUCUCCCAACGAGUCAACUUGAGCUCUUGACCUUGGCUUUCGCAAUCUGUUCGGUAUUCACAUAUAUCUUGCUUAUUGACAAGCCAAAGGAUGUUCAGACAUCAUGCACCAUCAAUGCUGUCAGACGCCCAUCUACCGAGGAGUUGAUUCUUAUUGCAAACACUGGUCCGACAUUUGUGGCUUCACGUCGGAGAAUUUCAAUUCCUCAUGACGCCCUUCACCGACAUACACGCGGACUGGAUCAGCAUCAGACAUUACUCCUUGGAUGUGCGUUUGUAUCCAUCCCUUUUGGAGCUAUCCAUUGCAUUGCCUGGGAUUUUGAAUUUCCAACAGAGGCAGAGAAAAUAUGCUGGCACAUAGCCUCUAUCACAACAAUUGGGGCUUUUCCGCUAAUAUUUGUUUUCUAUUACGUGUAUGAAACACUGGCGAGUUCAAUGGUAGAUAUGCCGUCUCCAAGACGCAAGACGUGGAAAUCGCAUCUUUUGGAUGUCUUCCUCGUGCUGGUACCAGUUACUGGGGUUUUAUAUACGGUUGCGAGGUUGUUUAUGACGGUUGAGGCCUUCCGCUCGUUGGCUUUUCUUCCAGGGGGCGCUUUUUCAGCUACCUGGUCAGCGGGAAUUCCACAUUUCGGUUAA